Molecule: messenger RNA, 1169 nt
Organism: Amblyraja radiata (thorny skate)
Lineage: Eukaryota; Metazoa; Chordata; Chondrichthyes; Rajiformes; Rajidae
Product: transcription factor PU.1
Exons: 6
Coding region: 114-935 (273 amino acids)
Biological process (GO): regulation of transcription by RNA polymerase II; cell differentiation
Cellular component (GO): nucleus
Molecular function (GO): sequence-specific DNA binding; DNA-binding transcription factor activity, RNA polymerase II-specific
Source: RefSeq, a predicted model, not a curated record
AGCUCCUCCCAUUCCCAAAUGCAGAUUCUUUUUAAAAGCUUGUAGCGACACGAGCUGCCCUCAAAAGAAACUAGACGGAAGAUUGGACGUGACACACAUCUGGUUAAUUCAACAUGCACUCUCUGGAGACGCCACAGGUUGAACCACCACAGAUUUCUCUCUACGCUGAGACGGGUCCGUAUGAGACGGACGCUUACUGCAAGCACCAGCCACAUCUGUAUUCUUAUUACGUGACGGAUACAGAGCAACCCACAGACCAUUACUGGGCCAGCUCCGAUCACCACACCACCGGCUACGACCACUAUGAAGGAGGACAGUUCACGCAGCUCCAGAAUGUCCACGUAUCUCACCUGCAGAGCCUCUACCCACAGUUCCCCCUAGAGGUGGUGGCCACCCCUGACCCCAUCAUCCAGACCCACCCCCCCUGCCCACUGGACGAGGACUACAGCCAGGUAUUCCCGAUGCUGUACCCUUCAUACCAUGCGUCCACUGACCACUCCAGCCCGUCCAUGUCUGAGGACGAUGACUACAACCAGGGCAGCCCCGUGCUGGAGGUUUCCGACGGGGAGUUUGAUGAGAACAUCCCCCCCAGAGAAUCAUCGUCCCACGACGCAGGAGUUCGGAAGAAGGUUCGCCUCUACCAGUUCCUGCUGGAGCUGCUAAAGAACGGGGACAUGCGGGACUGCGUGUGGUGGGUGGACCGAGAGAAAGGCACCUUCCAGUUCUCCUCCAAGCACAAGGAGAUGCUGGCCCACCGCUGGGGCAUGCAGAAGGGCAACCGCAAGAAGAUGACCUACCAGAAGAUGGCCCGCGCCCUGAGGAACUACGGCAAGACGGGCGAGAUCCGCAAGAUCAAGAAGAAGCUGACCUACCAGUUCGACGGCAUGUUGCUGGGACAGAAGAAAUCCGAGUGCAAGACCAGCUACAUGCCCUAAACGGCCCCCCACCUCUCCUCUCCCUGGAUCCCAGAUAGGACUGGCUCCACCUACAACACAAGCCUGAUUGAGACCGGGACUCUGGUCUUAACAAUGCAUUCACUUCUUGCUGUUGCUAAUAGUCUUUUCGAAGGGCGCAGAUGGAAUAGCUGUUUCAGAAGGAAAUGCUGGAAAAUCGAAGGUAGACACAAAAAAUGCUGGAGAAACUCAGCGGAUGCAGCAGCGUCUAUGGAG